Messenger RNA from Selaginella moellendorffii, 2585 nucleotides. Its product is annotated as probable apyrase 7. Gene Ontology annotation, molecular function: nucleoside diphosphate phosphatase activity. The coding region runs from base 343 to 2328 and encodes 661 amino acids. Lineage: Eukaryota; Viridiplantae; Streptophyta; Lycopodiopsida; Selaginellales; Selaginellaceae. Gene Ontology annotation, biological process: nucleoside diphosphate catabolic process. The record is from RefSeq and is a predicted model, not a curated record. The transcript is spliced from 2 exons. Gene Ontology annotation, cellular component: membrane.
UCUUCAUUUGCGCGUUCCAAGCGUUGGAGCGAGCCCCGGGCACGCGGGAGCUGGAAGGCUUCAAGCCCUAGCCUAGGGCGCGAGGGGGGAGCGAGCGGCCUCGCGCGCUCUCGGCUACCACAGGUACGUGCGUGGCAAGCGAUCGCAAGCCCUACGUCGAUCGAAUCCGGCGUCGCCCGCCGAGCAGCAGCAUUGAUCGCCGCCGCCGCGAUCGCCUGUCCUGGCCUGGAAGAGGUUUGGAUGUAGGUAGGAUCAUCAAGAGGGGGCACAGGGAUAGCGGGCAUGUACAUUGCGAAUUUGGACCUUUUCGUAUGCCUUCCGUGAGACUGGAUUUCUGGAAAGAUGGAGGGGAAACUGCGGCGCUUCCCACUCUCGCUCUCGCUCCAGGACCUCCGGACGAUCUCGGCACCAGCGGAUCUCGAGGCCGCGUCUUCGCUAGACUGUUUCCAAGAGGAUCCCCGUGGAACAGCGUCCAAGAGCUUGGGUUUCAGCCUUCCAGUGUACCAUAGACCGGUCAGAUGGCGAGUUGCUGCUGGGCUUUUGGUGCUCUCGCUGGUGCUGCUGCUCUUGUUCCUGGGAUUUCUCUGGGGGAGGAGUCUGUGGAGCCAGGAGGAGCCGAUCAAGUUCGCGAUUGUGAUGGACUGUGGCAGCACCAGCACGAGAGUUUACGUCUAUGGAUGGGUUCACAACGGAGGAUCUAUCCCGGUUAUGUAUCGGCCACCUUCUCACAGCAGCGCCAAUGCGAGAGUGAAGAAGGCUUACCACCGGAUGGAAACGGAGCCUGGCUUCCACCAGCUGCUGCACAACGAGAGUGGCCUUGGCGCUGCUGUCCAGCCGCUGCUCGACUGGGCCAAGCAGCAGAUCCCGGCUCGCUUGCACGGGGAGACGCCGCUGCUUCUCCUGGGAACGGCGGGCUUGCGGAAGCUGGCGACUGUAGACUCGGAGUGGCUGCUGGACAAGGCGUGGGGAAUCAUCGAGAAGUCGCCGUUCAAGUGUAGGCGGAGCUGGCUGAGGAUCAUCAACGGGGUGGAGGAGGCCUACUAUGGAUGGGUGGCGUUGAACUAUAUCCUCGAGAGGCUGGGACAGGACGAGACGAAGAUGACGCUGGGGACUGUUGGUUCUCUGGAUCUGGGAGGCUCGUCCCUGGAGGUUACUUUCGAGCCGGGCGAGCCGAUACGGCCAGACUACGGUGUGAAUCUCAGCUUUGGUCAGGAGGAGCAUCGGGUGUAUGCGUACUCCCACUCUGGUUUCGGCCUCAACGAUGCGUUCGACAAGUCCGUGGCGCUCCUCAUGCACAACUCGAACGUGAGAAACGGGACUUUGGAAGUGAGGCAUCCGUGUUUGCACUCCGAGUACCAGCAGUCUUACUCCUGCUCGUCGUACUGCGUGGCUCCUCCGUCCACUAACCGGGGAGCAGGCGAAGGUGGCGUUCCUAUAGUUUUAGUUGGAGAGCCUCACUGGGGAAAAUGCCAGGCGCUCGCUCGUUCCGUCAUCAACUCGUCGAGAUUUACAACGCGGUCAGUAGAUUGCGAGCAGAGUAACUGCGCGCUGGGGAAGUAUCAGCCACGGCCGAUCGGACAGUUUUACGCAGUGGCUGGGUUUUUUGUCAUGUACAAGUUUUUCGGCCUGUCCUCCAAGGCGUCGCUGGACGAUCUCUUGAGCAAAGGACAGGAGUUUUGUGGGAAGCCGUGGCCGGUUGCCAGGGACAGCGUCGAUCCACAGGGAUUUAUCGACCGCUACUGCUUCCGAGCACCGUACGUGGUGGCGCUGCUUAGAGAGGGCCUUCACUUGAGGGACGAGCAAGUAACAGUCGGGCCAGGGGACGUGACUUGGACACAAGGCGCUGCCCUGCUCGAGGCCGGAGUGCUGGAGAAGAGCUCACGCUCACACAGGAAGCAGAGGUGGUGGUUUUAUAGCCCGUCCUUCUUGCUGCCAACGCUGCUGCUUUUUUCGGCGGCCGCGGUUCUCGUUGUGCUACUUCACUGGUGUGGAAGGCAGGCGUCGUACUCGAGCAUUCUUCCGUUUGAUUCAAAGCCGGGUGCUGCGAAUGGAGGAGGCUCGCGAGGAGUGUCGCGGUGGCCACUCAACUUCGUGCGGCGUGGAGUGAAGUCGCCGCAAAGUCCCGCUCCGACGCCGUCCAAGAACAUCUUCGAGGAUCUUCAUGCAUCCUCGCCGCUGCUCUUGGAGGGUGAUGCGCUGAGAUUGCCACCGGCGGGUCCUGGACUGGGCCGAGCACAGCAUCUCGCCAGCGCAAUGAUGCAGCUCAAGGUCGGCUCGCGGCUGCAGAGUCGGAGAACUUUGUCCAAGGAAGAUCUUAACAACUUAUAAUGCUCACUCACUGGUAAGCUCAGCCAUUUUCCUGUUCUUCUGGUUCCAAUGCGUUCUUAGUGUUUCUUUACUUGUGUUCCUCGUUGUUUCGUUAGUGUUGUGGUUCGCUUUAGUUUUAUUUCUUUAGUUUUGUUCUUCGUUUAUCCAUUCUUUCAUGGCUCUAUUUAUUUUCUCCCUUGCAGCCACCAUUGAUCGAUAGCUCCACGGAAUUUAUAUAAGAAUUUUUUGCUUGAAUAAAAGCCUGAGAACUUAAAGCA